GCACUCUCCCUGCCAGCCGGCUGAACCACCAAACUCCAAGGUCCACCUCAGUUAGCAGUGUGUUCCGGGCACAGCGCGGCCACACUUGUUCCACUGGUGUUCCGAGAGCAAUAACUACCUCUCCUACAACAUGGGUGAUUGGGGCUUUCUAUCCUCCCUGCUGGACAAGGUCCAGUCCCACUCCACGGUUAUCGGGAAGAUCUGGAUGAGCGUGCUGUUCCUGUUCCGGAUCAUGGUGCUGGGGGCCGGGGCGGAGAGCGUCUGGGGCGAUGAGCAGUCGGGCUUCCUCUGCAACACUCAGCAGCCCGGCUGCGAGAACGUGUGCUACGACUGGACCUUCCCCAUCUCACACAUCCGCUUCUGGGUGCUGCAGAUCAUCUUUGUGUCGACACCAACGCUCAUCUACCUGGGCCAUGUCAUGCAUGUCACCCACAAGGAGAACAAGAUGAGGGAGAAUCUGGCCAGCCCCGGGUGCGCCAGCACGCAGAAGCACCCCAAGUACACCAACGAGAAGGGCAAGGUGAAGAUCAAGGGCAACCUCCUGGGGAGCUACCUAGCCCAGCUGGGCGCCAAGAUCAUCAUCGAGGCCGCCUUCAUCGUGGGCCAGUACUAUCUGUACGGCUUCAUCAUGGUCCCCAUGUUCCCCUGCUCCAAGAAACCCUGUCCCUUCACCGUGGAGUGCUACAUGUCCCGGCCCACCGAGAAGACCAUCUUCAUCAUCUUCAUGCUGGUGGUGGCCUGCGUGUCCCUGCUGCUCAACGUUCUGGAGGUCUUCUACCUGCUGGUGAGCAGGAGCAGAUGUUCCCCCAGGAAGCGCUCGCACAUGAUCACGUCCGCUCGGCACCCGGCACAGCUCUCAGGCCCCAUGUGGCCAACGGCAGAAGACGCCCGGCAGGCCAACAAGAUGAACAUGGACUUUGAGAGCGGCCAGAGUACUGCUGGGAGCCUAAACGGGGCCAAGGAGGAGAAGAAGCUUCUGAGUGGUCACUAGAUCACCAUGCAGCAUUUGUUGGUUCAAUUGUAUUUAUUUAGUGCAAAUCUUGAAGGUCGAAGUGGCCUUCUCUUGCUCACAACAAAGUCAGAAUGUAACGUGUUUUCAAGUAAUAAAAUACGAAAUGCUCAAGAACACUUUGGUAAAAUGUUGCAUUGUGGUUUUGGACGGUGUUGAGAUGGUGCGACAUGUGCUGUUUGGCUAGGUUUUUAUUCAUGUAUUUUCCACUGGUGCAUAAUGGGGAUUUUAAUGAUACUAUAUAUGUACAGUAUCUGUAUAUGUAUAUAUAUAUAGCUUAGGUAUGGUAUAAAUAAUAUUUUAAUUAACCCGAUGUUUAUGUGAUGGAACCUUUCAGUUGAGAUGUUACACAUUUAUUUUCUUAUAAGGAAUUCUUUAAUUUGUUUUCUUUAUGGAACAUUUAAUAAUGAUAGCUAACUCUUUGUAUUGUCAAAUCCCGAUAUGUCUUUAAAUGAAUAAAGUUUCAUUGGG
Molecule: messenger RNA, 1480 nt
Organism: Gadus chalcogrammus (walleye pollock)
Lineage: Eukaryota; Metazoa; Chordata; Actinopteri; Gadiformes; Gadidae
Gene: gja13.1
Product: gap junction protein alpha 13.1
Exons: 2
Coding region: 131-991 (286 amino acids)
Biological process (GO): cell communication
Cellular component (GO): connexin complex
Source: RefSeq, a predicted model, not a curated record